AUGGGUUUCUCGUCUCUGCCUCUGUACUGCAAGACCACUUUAAUUUUGCUUCCGCCCCGCCCCGUCCCACCACUCCUCCCCGCCCCGUCCAACCCUAACCAGAUCCACACCACCUCCUCCGCCGCCCCCGCCCCCGCCCCCACCACCUCCUCCGCCGCGCGGAAGCUCCCCAUCAAGCGCCGCUCCCCGCCGCGGCCACCACCUCCCCGCCCUCCUCCUCCGGCCCGGCCUCCUCCGGCGCCAACCCCGCCUUCAAGUUCCAGCGCAUCUGGUCCGAGACCGACGAGCUGCGCUUCCUGCAGGGCCUGCUCGGCUGCGGCGCGCGGGGGCCAGGGCCUGCUCGGCUGCCGCCUCGGGAACAAGCACCGCGCCGUCGCCGCCCGCGUCGCCAAGGGGCUCGACCCGGCCCGCCUCGCGCCGCACGACCGCGACGUGCUCCACCUCUGCUCCCGGCUCUGGGACCCCGCCUACGCCGCCGCCGCCCUCGUCCGCCGCAUCCCCCGUCGCCGCUUUAUCUAA
Lolium perenne is the source of this 519-nucleotide messenger RNA. The record is from RefSeq and is a predicted model, not a curated record. Lineage: Eukaryota; Viridiplantae; Streptophyta; Magnoliopsida; Poales; Poaceae.